Molecule: messenger RNA, 1490 nt
Organism: Diospyros lotus (date-plum)
Lineage: Eukaryota; Viridiplantae; Streptophyta; Magnoliopsida; Ericales; Ebenaceae
Exons: 3
Coding region: 265-1323 (352 amino acids)
Source: RefSeq, a predicted model, not a curated record
CAUUGAUCUUCCUUCUCAUCUCAAACCCUAAAAACUUCAUCAUUUAUGCUGGAUUUUCUUCCCCCCUUUUAAAUUAAUCUUUUCUGCCAUUCCAGAUUUUCUAGUUUCUCUUCUGGUUGAUUCUGAGGCCAAGGAGAGAAACUCCAGAUUAUCAACAUUUCUGGGGAGCUUUUGGCGGUUCAUUGAAAUUCUUCCCAAAUGCAGGGUGGCUGCUAUUGUUGAGAUGGCAUAAGCCCAAAGAAGACCGAUAAAAGUAGACAAGAAAUGGAAUCAGAAAACGGUAAGGAUUCGGAGAUGCAAACGGCGGCGGCGGCCGGGACAUCUCGAGACAAUAGUUAUCCGGUUAUUAGAGUAGGAGCGUCUCACUCAUCGUCUUCCUCUGCCUCCGACAAGGAUGGUGCUAUCUCAGAUGACUCGCUCUCCAAAAUCGGAUUGAUGUCGCCUGAAGAAGCUGCGGCUGCGGCGGGUCAGACCCCACAAUGGAGCAUGGUAAGCAUGUCGCCGAGGUCGGGGCCGGGGCCCAUGUCGUCGGCGGAAUAUAGCCCUCAUUAUGACUGGGGCAAGCUUUGUCCAUCUCCCAGGCAAUCCCCACCUCCCAUGCAGACAAUGGGGCGGACUAGUGAAGAAGGCGGCGGCUAUGACCCAAAUAGGAUUCCAUCUGCUGUUUUCAGUGGCAAACCCGCCACGCCUAUGGAAUGGAGCGUUGCUUCGAACGAGUCUUUGUUUAGUAUCCACAUGGGGAACAACAGUUUCUCCAGGGAUAAUGCCAUUCUCAAGUCUGGGGAACUCACCAAGUCCGGCGAGUUGAUGAUCAACUUCAACAAAUCCGGCCGGCUACCCGCCUCCGAAUCAAACUCCGACGAGUUGAAGAAAUCUCCGUCUAGCCUCCCCACUGUAAUCAAAGCGCCGGAUGACAAGACUGGUUUGCCGCCGCCGGCGACACCAGUCAAGGGAACGGCAGAAUUAGAUCAUAACAAUAGCAGCAGCAAGAAUCCUGCAGUUCAGCAUUCUCUAUCCAAAGCUUCCGACGGCACUUGUACUUCUGCAAAUACCCCUCGCCUUUCUGACGACAGCGGUAACAGCUGCCAUUCUUUCGCAUUCCCAAUAUUGAUGGGUGAAGAAGGAAGGAAUGUGUCGGUGAAGGUGCCUCCCACAAACGAUUUGCAGGCGAAUGCCUCACACAAGAAGGCGGCGGCGGUGGCCGAGGAGCAGCAGCCACCGGCUGGAGAAGCAGGCCAAACUGCGGCGGCGGCGGGGACCCCCAAAGCACCAAAUGAAACAAAAUGGUUCUCUUGCUUUUCUUGUCGCUUUCCUUGCUUUUGACCAUCAGUGAGUGAGUGAGUGAGUGAGAAUGGAUAGCUUUGCUACUUAAAAUGGUCUUCUCUAGCAUGGAGAUAAGAUCUCUCAAGUUGGGGCUUAUAAUUGCUUUGUUCCUUUUUAAGUUUAAAAGCAUAGCCACUCCCAUUAAAUUGCCAUUUAAACAACCCUCU